AUGACGAGCAUGGCGGUAGAAUACAAUGGCACCACCGGCGUGGCCGACGACGGCUACUCGUCUGGUGUCCACAACCUGAACAUCUUUUACGACACCGGCCACAUGACAUUUCUUACCAUUUGCUCCGUCCUCGUCCUGCUCAUGAUCCCCGGCGUCGGCUUCUUCUACGGCGGGCUCGCCCGUCGCAAGUCGGCCCUCCAGCUCGUUCUGCUGUCCAUGCUCUCCGUCGCCAUCAUCGGCUUCCAGUGGUUCUUCUGGGGCUACUCCUUGACCUUUUCGCGCACUGGCAACGCCUUCCUUGGUGACCUGACCCAGUUUGGCUUGAUGAACACGCUCGGGGAGCCCAACGGCUCUCCGCUGCUGCCGGACAUUCUUCUCUGCCUCUACCAGGGCAUGUUUGCCUCCAUUACUCCGGCCCUUGCCAUCGGUGCCGUGGCUGAUCGCGGCCGCAUGCUUCCGGCCCUCGUCUUCAUCUUCGUCUGGUCCACCAUCGUCUACGAUCCCAUCGCCUACUGGACUUGGAACGCCAACGGCUGGCUUUUCAAGCUGCCCGCCUACGACUUUGCCGGCGGCGGCCCCGUUCACAUCGCCUCCGGCUCCUGCGCCCUCGCCUACAGCCUCAUGCUCGGCCGCCGUGCCGGCUACAGCACCAACGCCGGCCUGCCCUACCGACCCCACAGCGUCACCAACGUCGUCCUCGGCACCGUCUUCCUCUGGGUCGGCUGGUUCGGCUUCAACGGCGGCUCCGCCCUCGCCAUGAACCUGCGCGCCGUCAUGGCCUGCUACGUCACCAACCUCGCCGCUUCCUGCGGCGCCAUCAGCUGGAUCCUGCUCGAUUACCGCCUCGAGCGGAAGUGGAGCACCAUCGGUUUCUGCUCCGGCGCCAUCUCCGGCCUCGUCGCCAUCACCCCCGCGGCCGGCUUCGUCACUCCCUGGGCUGCCGUCAUCAUCGGCGUCUGCGGCGGCGUCUGCUGCAACUUUGCCACCAAGCUCAAGUUCCUCAUCGGCGUCGACGAUGCUCUCGACAUCUUCGCCGUCCACGGCAUUGGCGGCAUGAUCGGCAACAUUCUUACCGGCAUCUUUGGCACCUCCACGAUAGCCGGACUCGACGGGAACAACUACAGCCCUAUCGGCUGGAUUCAAGGAAACUGGAUCCAGCUGGGCUACCAGCUCGCUGGUAUCUGUGCCGCCUUCGGCUGGUCCUUUGUCUUGACCUGCAUCAUCCUUUUCCUCAUGAACCUCGUGCCAGGCCUGUCCCUGCGCGUCUCCGCCGAGGAUGAGGAUAUCGGCAUCGAUGACUGCCAGCUCGGCGAGUUCGCCUAUGACUACGUCGAGCUGACGCGCCAUGUCACCGAUGCCGACCGCACCGUGUCGUCAAGCAGCUCAGCUGCCAACGAGAAGACUGGGCCCAACGCCGUCUGA
Molecule: messenger RNA, 1422 nt
Organism: Drechmeria coniospora
Lineage: Eukaryota; Fungi; Ascomycota; Sordariomycetes; Hypocreales; Ophiocordycipitaceae
Product: ammonium permease
Exons: 4
Coding region: 1-1422 (473 amino acids)
Biological process (GO): ammonium transmembrane transport
Cellular component (GO): plasma membrane
Molecular function (GO): ammonium channel activity
Source: RefSeq, a predicted model, not a curated record